Molecule: messenger RNA, 2229 nt
Organism: Anoplopoma fimbria (sablefish)
Lineage: Eukaryota; Metazoa; Chordata; Actinopteri; Perciformes; Anoplopomatidae
Product: myelin protein zero-like protein 2
Exons: 5
Coding region: 262-1068 (268 amino acids)
Biological process (GO): cell-cell adhesion
Cellular component (GO): membrane
Source: RefSeq, a predicted model, not a curated record
ACACCCGCUGACAGCCCAACAGGAACACUCACACCGGCGCUGCGUGGCAGACUGCGUAGGUAGGCAGGUUAACAGGUUGUGCAAGAGGUGAGGGAGUAAACACCGCCCAUCAGGUGUGUGUGACUGUGUGACUGUGUGUGACUCACGUCUCCACCACCGAAGAGAAGUUUCACGAAAAAAAAGGCUCAUUUUUACCACGACAGUCUGCGGAGAAGGGACAUAAACAGAGGAAUUAAGACGCCGGAGCUGAGGGCAAUAUAAAUGUUUGAUCACAUGUAUCGGAUAUGGACUCUGCUUCUUCUGGGAGGAUUCGUCUUGCCAGGUGUGCGACAUGUCAGCGGAAUGGAUAUUUACACGCCGAAAGAGGUGGAAGCGGCCAACGGGACAAAUGUGAAACUGAAGUGCACCUUCAGUUCCAGUCAUCCGGUGUCGACUAAGUCCGUCACAGUGUCCUGGAACUUUAGGCCCUUAAAUUCAGGAUCGGAUGAGUCGGUGUUUUACUACCAGGACGUACCGUACCCUCCAAAGGAUGGACGUUUUAAAGACCACGCGGUUUGGUCGGGAGACAUUAUGAGAAAAGACGCUUCCAUCACGCUGCAUGAGGUGCCCCCGACCUUUAAUGGCACCUUCAUCUGCCAGGUGCGCAACCUUCCAGAUGUGCACGGCAGCAGCGGAGAGAUCGUCCUCAAAGUGGUCAACAAAGUGUCCCUCUCUGAGAUCGGCAUCCUGGCAGCGGUGGUUGGAGGCGCCUGUGCUGUAAUCCUGAUUAUCCUCGGUAUCAUCGUGGCAGUGAGGUUUUACAAGGGAAAGAACACCAGCACGGACAUUGAGAUUCCGUCGCGGGAAAGCGUGUGGAAGGACCCGACCGUGUGUUCACCUGAAGAGGCCGUUCAUCUGACAGUUGUGAUGAAGAAGAAAGCCUCCAUUAGUUCAGAUGAUGAAGGGUCUGAACCCAGCAGUGGAGAUGAUGAGGAAGAGGAAGGCCUUGAGGAGGAUGAUGAUGAUGAUGACGAUGACGAUGAUGACGACGACGACGACGACGACUACGGCGGCGGCGAUGAUGAUUGAAUGGAUACACUCAAUUGAAUAGAAUUGUCUUUCCCGUUUUAACAUCCGCCUUUUUGCUUUUCACUUAAGCGAUUGAAAUGUUUAUAUGAUGUGUAAUUUAGAGUACUUUAUUGCUUUUAAAUGACUCAUUAUGGUCACUGAUGUACACCUUGCAUUUCUGUAAAUAUAGUCUUUAAUUUUAUCACAAUCUUGCGCUGACAUUACCCACAAUGCAACUUGCCUGCCAGCUGUUCGGUCAGAUUUGAGUGUGUUAUGCUAGUAGUAGCUAAUGUAGCCUUGAGCUUCUAUCCUCAAGCAGAGGUGAUGAGCGGCUACAGAGAUCUCGUGGUCUUCACUCUCUAACUCCACACUACCAGAUUUUCUUCUCAUUUUCGGACAUGUAGUCUUCAGACCCAACCGUCACUGACUCAAGUGACAUCAUGUGAGGCAGGAUCAGACUUAACCCAGCUCCCUCCGGGGCCACUAAAGGCUUCAUUUUUUUUAUACAUAUGCAGUAGUUCUCCCAACCACCUGUAAACAGGCUGGUCUUACUGUCGGUGUUCCCCUUUAAUUUCUGUGUGGUCUAUGGAUGUGGAUUGAUGGAUGAGAGUUCGUUAUACAUGACUGCUUUAACUUUGCUUCUUUGUGCUAAUUUGACUGCCCCUGCUGCUGGAAAGCUAUUGCCUUAGAUCAACGUUCUGAAAGCUUAUGAAUUUUCAUGUAAAAUAAAUGGACUAUAGAUUUUUAAAGAGAGGAGCCAGUUUAAUUUGGCUCAUUGCUACAAACACCCCAUACUAGUGCAGAUAGCGUUUGUUUAACUAUGGCGUGGCCAGAUAUUUCUCCUGUUCAAUUCCUGAAAGCAUCAGUCGAGAGAAACACAAAUCAAAAUUUUUGAAAAAAGUGUGUUUUUGCAGAUGGUUUUGAAUGCUGCCGGAAAUUAUACAAAAGAACGGGUGCCAUAAUUUAAAUUUUGCUACCAGAAAGUCCAGCAUGAUAAUGGGAGUGAUCAACAAAGCAUGGUGUUUACUACGUUGCACAAUUAGUUUUGUAUUUAGUUUUUGUACAUAGUGUAAAGUAAGCAGAAAUUCUCAAGUUUUUUAAAGUCCUGACAUGAUAUGAUGUUAUGAUAUAUAUAUCUCUGUUUAACAACUUUGGAAUAAAGAACUGUUUUUAAAAUGAUAA